Penicillium oxalicum is the source of this 1326-nucleotide messenger RNA. RefSeq names its product acyl-CoA dehydrogenase family protein. The transcript has 4 exons. The record is from RefSeq and is a predicted model, not a curated record. Lineage: Eukaryota; Fungi; Ascomycota; Eurotiomycetes; Eurotiales; Aspergillaceae. Bases 1 to 1326 code for a protein of 441 amino acids. Gene Ontology annotation, molecular function: flavin adenine dinucleotide binding; oxidoreductase activity, acting on the CH-CH group of donors.
AUGGCGGAAAACUCUCCCAACCCUGUCCCCUUUUCGGAGCCUCCGUAUCUACGAGGCCUUCCAUCUCCGUACAUCACCCCUGCCCACCGUGAAUUCCAGAAGCGAUGCCGCAAGUUCAUGUGGGAGAACCUGAUUCAACAUGCCAUGGAAUGGGAGAAACUCGGGACUGUACCAGAGCAUGUUUUCCGCACUUUCUGCAAGUACAACAUGCUGUUGCCAAAUAUGCCUGCCCCACUACCCGUCGAAUGGCUCAAAAGACUGGACAUUCACGAUAUUCUGGGAGUCAAAGUAGAGGACUGGGACUACAUUUAUACCGGAAUCUACUGUGAUGAGCUGAAUCGCUCCGGCUUGAGUGGCCCUGGUGGAUCUUUGAAUGCCGGCUUCGCCUUUGGAAUUCCCCCCAUCGUCAAAUUCGGAAGCAAAGAACUUCAAGAAAGAUUUCUCCCGGAUCUUCUGACGGGUCGGAAGCGCGCCUGUAUUGCAAUCACCGAGCCGGAAGCUGGCAGUGAUGUUGCGAACAUUGUCACCACGGCCACCAAGAGCGCAGAUGGAAGGCACUACAUUAUCAACGGAACGAAGAAAUGGAUCACCAACGGUAUCUGGUCCGAUUAUGCCACCAUGGCUGUGCGAACGGGCGGCCCCGGGCCCUCCGGGCUUUCGGUGUUAGUUGUGCCCUUGAAGAAUCACCCCGGUGUCACGAUGCGACGACUCAAGGUUGCCGGUCAAAUCACCGGUGGCACCACUUAUAUUGAACUCGACGAUGUCCAAGUGCCCGUUUCUAACCUCAUCGGCAAAGAGGGUGAGGGUAUGCGCCUCAUCAUGACUAACUUCAACCACGAGCGUCUCGUGAUUGCUAUCGGUGUGACUCGUGCUGCGCGGGUUGCUCUUUCAGCUGCAUUCUCCUAUUGCCUCAAGCGAGAGGCAUUUGGCAAGACCCUGAUGGAUCAGCCUGUUGUGCGACACCGCUUGGCAAAGGCGGGUGCGGAGCUCGAGACGAUGUCUGCCUGGGUUGAACAGAUUCUAUAUCAGCUCUGCCAUCUCAGUAAAGAAGAAGGUGACCUGCAGCUAGGGGGUCUGACUGCCAUGGCCAAGGCCAAGUCGGCGAUGGUCUUGAACGAAUGCGCCCAAGUGGCUGUGCUUCUCUUUGGCGGUAGUGGCUUCACGCAGACGGGCCAGGGUGAGCUGGUGGAGGCAAUUUUGCGGGAUGUUCCAGGUGCCCGUAUCCCCGGUGGCUCCGAGGAUGUCUUGCUUGAUUUGUCGGUGCGCCAACUGGUCAAGAUCUACCAAGCACAAGAGAAGAAGCUGUCCCAAACCUCGAAAAUUUGA